UUGAGAACAAGUAGUUUGGUGUCGCACGAAGUAAUAAACAUGGCAACAUCCGAGAGUGAUGACUUCGAAAGUGCUGACGAAGAGAUGAACCACAAUAUAUCAACGAAAAGAAUUAUUCAGUCUCAACAGUGGAGCUCACCAACUGCGAUAGAUUCCGAAUCUGAUGACGACACAGAAUAUGUACCACGUCCGUCUUACGCGAAUGUAAUGUAUAAUAAAAGGACAGAAAAAUAUUAUGCGGGAACUGAUACCGCAACAGACGAAAAAAGACUUGAUAAAGAUAUCAGUAUUAAAGAUACGCGUAAUAAAAAAAAAAAAGAAUCAAUUAGUAAUACUGACAGAACUUUAGAAGAAGUUAAUGAUAAGGUUACAUCCUGUGAUUUACCAAAAGAGGAAUCUGCAGAGGUAGCCUCAAAUUUGGAAGUAAAGGAAAAUCUAAAUAAAAAUGAAGUAGAGUUACCUCUUAAAACAGAUGUCAAAAUGGAAGAUCCUUCUGAAACAAUUACAUCUAAAUCAGAUAGCAAACCCAAGGAUCGCAAGCAACAGAAGUUAGGUGCAAAGAAAUUAGGAACUAAAAUCACAUCCAGUGAUAAUGCCAAGGAUGACCCAAGUAGCAUAAUAUCUACCGAUAAAGGAAGUACAUCUAUGAAAACAGAAGAUACUUCUCUUACAGAAUUCUUAGUAACAGAAGAGUUAACCGAAUCUGAUAUGCCAGAAGAGAUGAAAUCUGAUAAAAAAUUUAAAGAAGUAUUUAAACCUGAUGGUUGGGAAGGUCUUGGCAAGGAAAUUGAAUUACCUGAAGAGCUAACCGAAGAAAAGUUACAACCAAUAUUUAAAAAACUAUCGCUUACUGACCAAGAAACAGACAAUUCCUUGAAAGGUUGGGGUUGGGGCAGCUGGGAUGUGACUUCUUUUAUUAAUUCAGCUAGUGCUGGAGUUUCUACAUUAACUAGUCAUGUAACACAUGGUCUUACACUUUUGGAAGAAUCUAUGGCUAUACCAGAUGAAUCUACACCAACUGAAAUUGAAGAAGAAGAUUCUGCAGUUGCUGGUGAUAUAUUUGAUAAAUAUGAUAAAAAAGAAGAACCUGAGGAACAAUCUCUUUUUGGAUUUGGGAAUCUAAUAUCGGGUAUGUCUUCAAUAACAAAAUUAGUUGAAUCAACUGGGAGCAAAGUCAUGACUGGUGGAUUGGAUACAUUAGAAGCUAUUGGUAAAAAAACAAUGGAGGUAUUGCAAGAGGGUGAUCCAGGAUUGAAGAAAAAGAGAGCUUUUUUCAUGAAUGAAACAGAUAAACCAAAUUUAUCUCAAGUACUUCGCGAAGCGAAAGAAAAAGCAGAAACUGUUGAGAAAACAGCAGAAGAGAAACAGAAGAUAAGAAAAGUACAUUUUGAAAGUCUUUUUGAUGAUUAUCAAGGACUUGUUCACUUAGAAGCAUUGGAAAUGUUGUCAAAACAAAGUAACAUUAAAAUACAACAGCACUUGAGUGGUUUGAAUACAAAUGAAUUAAAUUCCAUGGAAGAAACAUUGGAAGAUGUUAAAGAAUUAUGUGAUUUGGGUGAAGAUGAUGAAAAUGAGGACGAGGUACAUGACAAAGAUCUGAAAUGUAGAUUGCAAGAAGCUUGUAAUGACCUUGGAAUUAAUAUUACAUAUGAGAAAUUGUAUGAUGUUUUUGAAGCAUCUAAAAUUUACACCACCCCACCUAUAACAUACACCGGUCAAGAAAUAUUUGAGCAUGCUAUUUCUGUUCUGGCACAAUUUACAGCCUUUUCUGUGGAAAGGUUUCACAAAACUGCAGAGUUGCUUCUAAUUAAGGAACACAGAAGCACCGUUAACGAGGCCGAUGCAUUAGUUCGUUUAACGCAUAUUUUGUCUAAUCAAAUUGGAGUACUAGCUAAUACUUAUUGUAGCUGUUUAAAUGUCAUUGCCGAAACUUCCGACAAACCGGAUGAUAUUAAUGCUAGUAUAACAACAAUUUUCAUGGAGGCUUCGAAUGCAAGUUCUUACAUCCAAGAUGCCUUUAAACUAUUGAUCCCCAUUAUACAAGUGGGUGCUAUGUAACGGUCAACAGAGAUAUUUUUUAAUACUUUUAAUACAUAAUUGUACACACACGCGUCCGCGUGUGUAUACGCAAUUCAUUAAUAUAUAUGUAUAUUGAACAAAGCAA
Molecule: messenger RNA, 2164 nt
Organism: Osmia lignaria (orchard mason bee)
Lineage: Eukaryota; Metazoa; Arthropoda; Insecta; Hymenoptera; Megachilidae
Product: protein FAM114A2
Source: RefSeq, a predicted model, not a curated record